Molecule: messenger RNA, 2834 nt
Organism: Populus nigra (black poplar)
Lineage: Eukaryota; Viridiplantae; Streptophyta; Magnoliopsida; Malpighiales; Salicaceae
Product: receptor-like protein kinase ANXUR1
Exons: 1
Coding region: 1-2613 (870 amino acids)
Biological process (GO): protein autophosphorylation
Cellular component (GO): plasmodesma; plasma membrane
Molecular function (GO): transmembrane receptor protein tyrosine kinase activity; ATP binding
Source: RefSeq, a predicted model, not a curated record
AUGCAUGCCCUCCCUGUCCAUUUCUCUUCAGCCAUGCAUGCUAAUAUUUAUUUUUUGUUUUCUUUAGCUUGUUUCACUCUUCUUUUCAAUGCCCUUUAUGUGUCCGGUAUUGGGCCUCAGCCACAGAGUUUGUCUUUGAACUGUGGAUCAGAAAAUGGUGGCUCGGAUGGUGACGGGAGAAAAUGGGAAUCGGAUGUCAAAUACAUCACUGGAAAUCAUCCACACGCCAGAGCUCAAUACCAAGAUUCUUCAAUUGUUUCUGAGGUUCCAUACAUGGAUGCCAGGAUUUUCACAUCCGAAGCAACCUAUAACCUCCCUAUCACAGAGAAAACGCGUUAUUGGCUCAGACUCUCCUUUUAUCCUUCUGAAUAUUCUGGCCUCAAUAUAUCAGAUUCCUAUUUCUCGGUGGUAGCAGGAGGGAUUACUCUCCUGAACAAUUUCAGUGCUUCGAUUACAGCGCAGGCUCUCACUCAGGCUUACCUCAUUAAAGAGUAUUCUCUAGCUCCCAUGAAUUCUCAUAUUCUCAAUGUCACCUUUAAACCAGCAGAUAAGCCUGAGGCUUUUGCUUUUAUCAAUGCUAUAGAGUUGGUUCCAAUCCCUGAUCUCUUUGGAUCAGGGACAAUGGUGGGGUUUUCUGACCAAACUUUUGACGCCACGGAUGGAAAUUUGCAGACAAUGUAUAGAUUGAAUGUAGCAGGGCAGUAUAUUUCACCAGCCAAAGACUCCGGUAAUCUUACAAGAACCUGGUAUAAUGAUGCGCCAUAUUUAUUUAGUGCGGCAACUGGGGUUAAUUUGCAGAGUAAUGAAAGCUUUGAAGUCCGAUAUGGAGAAUUGGCAGAGUCUGUAGCACCACCUGAUGUUUACAGAACGGCAAGAAGUAUGGGAUAUUACAAGGACCUCAACAUGAAAUUCAAUUUGACAUGGCUGUUUCAGGCUGAUGCCAAUUUCACAUAUGUUGUGAGGCUGCAUUUCUGCGAGUUCCAAUUAAGCAAAGUCAAUCAGAAAGUCUUUAACAUUUACAUCAACAAUCAAACUGCCCAGGUUGAUCCUAAUGCAGCCGAUAUUAUUGGGUGGACAGGAGAAAAGGGAGUGCCAACAUAUAAAGACUACGCAGUUUUUGUCAAGGACAGGGAAGGCGAUGAAGAAAUUCGGGUGGACUUGCACCCAUCAACCUCUUCGAAACCUGAAUUUUAUGACGCGUCACUCAAUGGAAUAGAGAUAUUCAAGAUGAGUGACAGGAACAACAACUUGGCAGGUCAUAACCCUGUGUUAUCAGAAAUGCUUGCUAAUCACAUGGCUAAAGCUAGCCAUAAAGCAUUUAAGACAGACAGUAAAGCUGUGAUGGGAACUGUCGGUGGAUUUGGCGCUUUGUUGUUUGCUGUAGUUUGCGUUGCUGUUUACCAAAGGACUAAGAGAAUUCCUGGCUUUGAUUCACAUACAUCCACCUGGCUACCAGUCUAUGGAAAUUCCCAUACUGUAAGCAAAUCAACAAUCUCUGGCAAGAGUUCUCAAAGCAGUCACCUUUCAACACUGGCUCAAGGUCUUUGUCGCCAUUUCACGCUUCCAGAGAUGCAAAGGGCAACCAAGAAUUUUGAUGAGUCUAAUGUCAUUGGUGUUGGAGGCUUCGGUAAGGUGUAUAAAGGUGUUAUUGAUCAAGCAACCAAAGUGGCCAUUAAAAGAUCAAAUCCACAAUCAGAACAAGGAGUUAAUGAGUUCAUGACUGAGAUUGAGAUGCUUUCGAAGUUGAGACACAAGCAUUUGGUCUCAUUGAUCGGUUUCUGUGAUGAAGAUGGUGAGAUGUGCCUGGUUUAUGACUACAUGGCACUUGGAACUAUGAGGGAGCACCUUUACAAUACCAAGAAACCUCGUCUGUCAUGGAAGCAACGGUUGGAGGUUUGUAUUGGAGCAGCAAGGGGACUUCACUACCUUCACACUGGGGCUAAGUACACAAUCAUUCACAGGGAUGUCAAGAGCACAAACAUUCUGUUGGAUGAGAACUGGGUUGCCAAGGUUUCUGAUUUUGGGCUCUCGAAAACCGGUCCUGAUAUGGACAAGGGCCAUGUUAGUACUGUGGUCAAGGGCAGCUUCGGUUACUUGGAUCCUGAAUACUUUAGGAGGCAACAAUUGACUGAGAAAUCUGAUGUCUACUCAUUUGGAGUUGUCCUAUUCGAGGCUCUGUGUGGAAGGCCUGCUCUCAAUCCUAGCCUACCAAAAGAACAAGUUAGUCUCGCUGAUUGGGCUCUUCAUUGUCAAAAGAAAGGAAUUAUUGAGGACAUCAUUGAUCCUCACAUCAAGGGAAAAAUUACCCCUGAAUGCCUGAAGAAGUUCGCAGAGACAGCUGAUAAGUGCUUGGCUGAAUCAGGACCCGAACGCCCUAACAUGGGUGAUGUCCUAUGGAAUCUUGAAUUUGCCCUCCAAUUGCAGGACAACCCUGAAGGUUCAAAUGAUAGAUCACAAGGUGAGGGAAGUGAAACUUCUGAAGAAAGUAUAAGAAACCGCAACUUGGAAAUGCAUUAUAACAAUCUCAGCCUCGGAAGCAUUAGUGAAGUGAGUGGAGGAUCUGAAGACUCUGGCGAUAUCUUCUCUCAGAUUGUCAAUCCAAAAGGGCGAUGAACAUAACGUUCUUGGGAACCGCUCUGCUACCUCGAAUGGGGAUCAGUGGAGGCCAUGGAACUCAGGCAUGUAAAUCCAGUUUUCUUGGUCACUUAAGAGGGUGAUCAUUUUUUGUUCCCUAUUUAGUGGAUAUCCUCUACUUGUGUUUUAUUAGUAUUAUUACAUAAUCGCGAGGCUUGUUUAAAUUCAUAGCUCUUGUACUCUACAUAAAGGAUCAAGAA